AUGUUGGAAGCUGUGCGAAGGGCGAUAAAAAAGGCGAUUCUCGAUCUCUCAAUCUCCGCUGUCUCCGACGACAGUUGGGAUGGAUCCAACGGCAGGCCAGGGAGAUCCUCCGGCUCCGAUUGGAAUCAAUCAGUGGAGGUGCCAUCAGCGGUAAUCGAUGAAGCAAAUCUGCUAUGGGAAGACUUUGUGAUAGCUCGAUUUCUAGAAACAGCUCCACAUGUCGCGAAGGUACAUGUGAUUCUGAAUAAAAUUUGGACGUUUGGAGAUAAGUUGCAGAAGAUUGAUGUGUAUGAGAUGGAUGAAGUCACUAUGAGAAUUCGAAUUCCAAAUGAAGCUGUUAGGGAGAAGAUUGUAAGGCACGGUAUGUGGAACAUAGCAGGAAUUCCGAUAGUGGUAUCUAAAUGGUCUCCGGUCAAAGAUGAAUCACAAGCGAAGUUAACUCUCCUAUGGGAUGAGAAAAAAGAAGCACAGGAACCAGAGACAGAAGCUCGAGGAGGAGCAGAAAAACUGGAAGGAAAAGAAGAGAGUAAAACAGAGGAAGAAGUGAUUAAUGUUACAGAAGAGGACGAAGAAGUAAAUGCUCAACAAUGGAAAAAAGUAUCUCCAGAGAAGGCUAGUAGAAGUCCAUUGAAACAGGAACUGCAGUUUGGACAUGUGAGAAUUGCUACCCCAUCGAGAUUUGCGGCACUGAGUGUAUUGGAUGAGGAAAAUGAAGAAGGUAAUCAUAAGCAAAUGGAGGAAGGUGAAAUACAUCAAGAGGAGUCAGGAAGUAAAAAGCAGGAUGAUGGGAAAUUAAAAAGAAUAGAGAUGGAAGGAGGAAGACAGAUGCUUCCUAGAGAAUCAAAGACCAGAUAUAAAGGGAAGGGAGAAGAGUUUUUCUGUAGUUUUGUUUAUGCUUUGAAUGGGGUUGAAGAGAGGAAGAGUAUGUGGGAAGAGUUGAAGGAUCACCAUGAUGCUCCGAUGAUAAAACACAAGAAAUGGAUGAUAAUGGGGGAUUUCAAUGAGAUUUUGGAGGGAGAGGUACAUUCAGAUUAUGAAGAUAUUCCAAGGGUUCCACCGGGUAUGAGGGACUUUCAAGAGGUCGCUAGAUACUGCAGUCUAACGGAUAUGAGUUACCAGGGGUCGAAGUUUACUUGGCGCAACAAGAGGGAAGAUGGACUAAUAUAUAAGAAGUUAGAUCGAGUUCUGGUUAAUGAGGAAUGGCUUCAUACUUCAAAAGCUUAUUGUGUAUUUGAAUCGGGAUGGUGCUCGGAUCAUUUAAGAUGUAGAAUACACUUGGAUGUGGAGGAGAAGAAGAAAAUAAGGCCUUUUAAAUUCACAAAUUCGAUUUCUAAGAUGGAGGAGUUCAUUCCUUUGAUGCGGGAUCAAUGGAGGGGCAGAGAAGCCUUAUAUCACUGUACUUCUGCAAUGUUUAUGCUAACUAAACAACUUAAAGCUUUGAAGCAGCCUCUGAGAAUGUUAAGUAAGAUAAAGAUGGGUGAUUUGUCUAGGAGAAUGAGAGAAGCGUUUGUUGAUCUAUGUGAAAAGCAGAAGUUGACUCUAGAGAGACCAGUACUGGAGACAAUCAAUGAAGAGAUCAAGGCUUAUGAUAAAUGGCAAAGGCUAGCAGGGUUAGAGGAAGAAUUCUUAAAGCAACGAUCGAAGUUACAUUGGUUGGAUGUUGGCGAUGGAAAUAACAAGGAUUUUCACAGUGCUAUAAAGAUAAGAGAAGUGAGAAACAGUAUAAGGGAGAUAGUUCGAGCUGAUGGCACUAUAGCAAAAAUGGAUGAUGAUAUAAAGGAGGAGGAUUUUGAAGGAGUUACAGUGGAGAAGUUAAAGGAGAUAUUGAGAUUUCAAUGCAGUAAUGAGGACUGUGAGAAGUUGGAAAGAGAAGUUUCAAAGGAAAAGGUCAAGAGUGCUUUGUUUAAAAUGCCAGGAGAUAAAUUCCCAGGACCAGACGGUUUUACAUCAGAGUUCUUUAAAGAAGCAUGCCCAGUAAUAGGAGAAGAUGUAACAGUGGCAGUCCAAUCCUUUUUCCAGAAGGGGUUCUUACCUAAGGGAGUGAAUUCCACUAUUCUGGCGCUAAUACCAAAAAAGAGGAGGCAAAGGUAA
Messenger RNA from Brassica oleracea var. oleracea, 2091 nucleotides. RefSeq lists its product as uncharacterized. The record is from RefSeq and is a predicted model, not a curated record. The coding region runs from base 1 to 2091 and encodes 696 amino acids. Lineage: Eukaryota; Viridiplantae; Streptophyta; Magnoliopsida; Brassicales; Brassicaceae. The transcript has 5 exons.